AUGACUCACCGCAGGGCUAGAUUGAUCCAUCCAGCAUCCCUAGCUUCUUGGGGCUUUUGUUUCAGUACUCUGAAUUCAGAAUAUGCUUUCCCCAUUGUAUAUUACUAUAUACCCAAAUGCACAAUAUUUUAUAUACAUAAAAUAUGAUAUAUGCAGAAUUUAAAAUGCAGAAAUUUAUUAGUUAGUUAUAUGAAUGUAAAUACAUUACAAAUAUAUUAUAUUAUAUACUAUAAACAUAUUAAUACAAAUAUAUAUAUAUGUAUAUUUAUUAUAUAUAUUGUAUAUAUAUAAUAUAUGUACAAUUAUUGAAUUAGUCAUUUUUAAAUAACUUUUUUUUAUUUUAUAAAAGAUAUUAAUAUGUUUGAAAAUAUCAAAGUUUUAUAAAAUAACAGCUGAAAAACAGAUAUAUGUAUCUAAAAUUGUUUGUUAAGAAAAAUGUACAAAAUCAUUAUUUUUGUCAUUAGGUUUGGAUUAACCAUGUCUACUAGGAGACGUCGUGGGCCUAAAUUAAAUAUAGAGCGAAAAAUAAUACGUGAAGGCCACAAUAGAUAG
Messenger RNA from Heterotrigona itama, 552 nucleotides. Lineage: Eukaryota; Metazoa; Arthropoda; Insecta; Hymenoptera; Apidae. The record is from the annotation of a GenBank genome assembly.